This is a messenger RNA of Brenthis ino (lesser marbled fritillary), 450 nucleotides long. NCBI's taxonomy places the organism in Eukaryota, Metazoa, Arthropoda, Insecta, Lepidoptera, Nymphalidae. The record is from the annotation of a GenBank genome assembly.
AUGUGCAGAAUGUUUGGUGUACUCUCAUUAGUCUAUGUGGCUAUCUUCAUGAUAACGGUAGUGCAUAGUAGUGAAGAUAGACCUAGCACGGGUAUUGUGGAUUUUCUGGGUAAAGAUGCUAACGUCGGACGUACGUUUGGGCAUAAUGCCUUGAAGCGCCUUUCCUUCAUCUUUCUACCUGUAAUGUUCACGCUGGGGGUAAUUUCUACCCUCCUCAUGGCGUUGGCUGUCAUAUCUGUGAAAAACCUUGCGAUUGGAGUAGUUCUUCUCAUUGUUGCUGUCAGUCAGGCGGUAUCGAGGCUGUUCUCAGUGGCAGCAGCACCUUCACCGCUAGUAUUUCAUCCCAGAGCUGAGUUGCUCCCCGGGCCUGCAUUGCCCGCUCCUUGGCCUGCAUCAGGACCACUUCUAUCACCCUGGGCCAGAUCUGACAACGACGCUACUAUAUCUGAU